AAGAUGGAGUUCCACAACACAUACAUACAAUACAACGAUACACACCCUACAUAACACAAAAUCAUACACAAAAAUGAGUUCCUCUGCUCAACAGAAGAACACAGGUGGAGGUCAUCAUGAGGAUAUCGACCCAAACGAUCCAUACAUCCAAGAGAUUGCAAAAUGGGCUGUUGAUGAGCAUAACAGCCAAAAGGGGACACACCUGGUGUAUAAGAAGACUUUGAAAGCAGCACGAGAAUGCAUAACUGGUAGCACGAGGUACUUUAUUGAACUUGAGGCAUCUGAAGGUUGCAAGACUAACAAGUAUUAUGCGCAAGUUCUUGAACUAGUCUGUCAAACCCCUAUUAGGAAGCUUGAAGUGUUCGAGCCUCGGAUAAAUGCACCCAUUGCGGUUGCAAACUAAUCUUCAACAAUAAAUAUGCCAAGCCAUUUUUGGUGUGCUUAUAUAAGCUGCAUCAAAAUAUAUUUCAAGUUUUAUAUUACUACGUAUGUAUUAUGUACUAGUGCAAUAAACAAGUCUUGGAUGACUUGAUUUGUGUACUAGUACUACUGUCUAAUACUAUUAUUAACUAAAUAAAAUUACUGUUAGUGGUUGGAUCUUAACUUGAUCUA
This is a messenger RNA of Chenopodium quinoa (quinoa), 612 nucleotides long. RefSeq names its product putative cysteine proteinase inhibitor 7. Gene Ontology annotation, molecular function: cysteine-type endopeptidase inhibitor activity. Bases 74 to 403 code for a protein of 109 amino acids. NCBI's taxonomy places the organism in Eukaryota, Viridiplantae, Streptophyta, Magnoliopsida, Caryophyllales, Amaranthaceae. The transcript is spliced from 2 exons. The record is from RefSeq and is a predicted model, not a curated record.